UAAUAGCCUAAUGUCUGCAAACUAUCACUCAAUUGCCGCUCAAGACAUGCCAAUCGUGAUGACCACAAUUGCGGACAAUUGUCUCCUUUCUCUCUCACUCCUUACCAAGUCUUCAGACUGUCUCUCAUUUGAAUCAACUUUUCUUAAGAGAUGUUAUGAAUUGAAAGCAAUGUUUCAUUGAAUGCAGAGUUAAGCCAAGAAAUGACCGCAAAUUACUCGGACUCGAAUCGCUUCCUCGGGAUGUUGGCCGAAGUGGCCGUCAAGACGUUGAAUGCAGAACAGCAUCAGUCGCACCACUCGGACGCCAAUCCACACAAACGGUCCAAUAAGAAUGUCUUAAGUGUGGAACAAAUCCGGAAACUGUCGGACAAAGUAUUGGUCGAGUCUUUCAGCGAAUUGAGUUGCGAUGAAAUCCGAAGAAUAUAUCGAUUCCGAUGUGUAUUAAUGCCCGAAACGUGUGGACUCGUGUACGAGAGCUUUGCCGUUGAAGACAGGGCUCGCACUUUAAUUAGAGACCAUCUCUUGGAGCACAUCCGCAACGUUGAGCCCAACUUCACGGCCGAGACUCUGAGCGCCAGAAACCGACGUCUUAAUGAUGGCCACAAAAUAUGGCGAAACAGUCACUCAAAGAGUCACAUAAAACCUGAUUCGCAAACGAAUAGAGUUUUGAAAAACUCUUUAAUUAAGAGUCAAUUAAGCGAUGAAGACAUCUGUAAAGGUCGUGAAAAUGAUGAUUUGACUGCGAGUUCGUUGUCACCUUUGGAUCAGAGUUUAGAUGAUAUGCAAGAAGACGAGAAUAACGAGAAGAGUUUAAUAACCAAUAAAAAUAGUCGUGAAGAUCACUGCUAUACUUCUCUGGAGGGACCCAAACAUAAGACCAUUAGUCCUAUGGAGAGAAGUGAUGAGAAUGUAUUGAAUAGCAUCAGGAAAUGUCUGAACCAAACGAAAGUGAUCGCAACGCCCGCCUUUCCCUUCAUCUAUGAACCCGUUUUGCCAAACAUAUCACAAAUUUGA
This is a messenger RNA of Oppiella nova, 1014 nucleotides long. NCBI's taxonomy places the organism in Eukaryota, Metazoa, Arthropoda, Arachnida, Sarcoptiformes, Oppiidae. The record is from the annotation of a GenBank genome assembly.